Brienomyrus brachyistius is the source of this 1755-nucleotide messenger RNA. RefSeq names its product vascular cell adhesion protein 1-like. Gene Ontology annotation, cellular component: membrane. The record is from RefSeq and is a predicted model, not a curated record. Gene Ontology annotation, molecular function: integrin binding. Bases 73 to 1179 code for a protein of 368 amino acids. The transcript has 5 exons. NCBI's taxonomy places the organism in Eukaryota, Metazoa, Chordata, Actinopteri, Osteoglossiformes, Mormyridae. Gene Ontology annotation, biological process: cell-cell adhesion.
GGACGUCACACAUCCUGAAACGUAGUUCUCAAACUGUUGGCCGAGCCCGAGUCCUCAUUUCGGAGGUUCAAGAUGAAGAUGCUGUUGUUUUUCCUAACCUUUGUGCUCGCCAGCGCUGCUGAUGAUGGCUGUCCUGAGCUCCAUCCUCCCAGAGUGGUGGUGAGACAUGGAGACCCAGUAUCAGUGAACUGCACCACGUCCACAGAUCACAGUGGGAUGGGCUGGGUAGCUCCAGUAGAUGACGUACCUAAUACACGUGGUGUGAAGUUUCUCACUUGGAGGGUGGAAAGUCUGACAAUCUGGGAUGUAAAGCCUCUGUGCUAUGCAAACCAAGGUCCAGGAAAACCUCAAUGUAGAGAACGUCUCUCAGUCACUGUGUACAAUCCCCCAGACAGUGUUUCUGUCAGUUCUAUGGUCCGCAUGGUGGAGGGGAGUCGGUACCCGCUGAAGUGUGAGAUCCAGAACAUCGCUCCUGUUCAGAACCUCACUGUGAAGUGGUACAAAGGGGACACAUUAGUACAUGAAGACAGAGACUAUGUCAUAGAAGAUGGAAAGUCUGACAGAGAAAAGGCACCUGUGAAUGUGUCCUCCACCCUCCUGAUCAUCCCCAGCAGAGCUGAUGAUGGAGCAGAGUACAGCUGUGAGGCAGAGCUGGACCUGGGAGCAGAAGGACCACAACCCCCCCUUGCAGUGAAAUCAACACCCCUCAAUAUCACUGUACACUACCCACCAGUAAUCAAAGAAGGGAACGUCAGUGUGACUGUACCCCAGGGUGGGACGGUGUCUCUGUACUGCAGCGCUGAGGGGAACCCCCCUCCUCAGGUCCAAUGGAGCUACAGAGAUGCUGAGAAUGUGAGGAUCACCAGCUCAUGGAGCAUCAGCACUGCUGUCAUCAGAGAAGCCUCGUCUGCCAAUGAAGGGGUUUACAACUGCACUGCCACCAACAGGCUGGGGAGUGACACAACAACAGCGUUUGUCACCGUGACCAGCACCAGCAACAUAGCCAGUUACAUCAUCCUCCCCAUCGUCAUCGCCAUCGGAAUUUUUCUAUGUAUCCUUAUAACUUACAAAACGAAUAAACGGAGAGGAUCAUACUCCGUUAUCAGAAUGCAGCAGAUUAUCACAGAAACAAAUGGAGCAGCGACGAGUCUGCCUGUUGCUAACGGGACACAGAACUAAGUUUUUCCAAAGACCUCAUCCAUGGGAUAGCGGAGGAAGCAGGGUUGCCAGGUUUGGUCAGCUGUCCGCAGUGAGAUUUUCAAUUCGAGAGAAGCCCACACCCUCAUUUACAUUAAUGUUAUAGUUUUAUUAUCUUGUAAAUAGUCUGUGGAGUUUGCAAACUAGCCCAACACAUUUGACAUAGCUAAUUUAUAAUGUAAUAAUACAGAUUUACCGUAAGAUUUCUUGCAUGAGCGUGAGAGUCUGAAAGCGUGAGUUUCACACCAGAUGAGUGAGAGCUGGCAACCCUGAGGAAGCAAUACCCGGGGAUAUGAAGCGAAGGAUAUUUUUAUUUGCAAGAAAAAACAGAAUAACAGGACAUUUUUAAGGAGUGUUUAACUGACUUUGCACAUCCACUUUUUAACUGAUAUUCGAACAUUCAUUCAAAUAUGACGUGAAAUAUUCUGAUUCAAACUAUAAUUAACCCAUUAAAAUUAUAGUGUCACUUUAGCCUAAAAGUGGAUUAGACUGUUUGUUGUAAUAUGAUUGUUGUCAAAUAUGACACUGUACAGACUGUAAAUAAAAUACUGAAAAUAA